AUGAAGAUGAAACCACCAAUGUUCUUUGGUGGAAUUGAACCAUUGAAAGCAGAAACCUGGUUACUCGAAAUGGAAAAACUGUUUGAAAUACUUCCCUGUACCAAGAUUCAGAAGGUUUUACUGGCCACCUAUACUCUGAAAGACGAAGCUCGAAGAUGGUGGUUUCUGAUUCGGAAUACCAAUGGGAACAUGAUGUGGGCUCGAUUUAAUGAGAUAUUUUAUGAAAAUUAUUUUCCUCAAUGUUUUCGGGAUCAAAAAGUGUCUGAAUUCCAAGAACUUAAACAAGGCAGAAUGUCUGUAGCCGAGUACGAGGCAAUGUUCACCGAAUUAGCUAGAUUUGCUCCUCAUAUGGUGGACAAAGACUACAAGAAAGCUCGCAAAUUUGAGGGAGGAUUAAACUUGGACAUAUUUGAUCGAGUUGGGGUACUAAAGUUGCCAACAUACGUGCAAGUUCUUGACAGAUCUUUAAUGGAGGAAGCCACCCUAGCCGCUAUGAAAUAA
This is a messenger RNA of Camellia sinensis, 501 nucleotides long. Lineage: Eukaryota; Viridiplantae; Streptophyta; Magnoliopsida; Ericales; Theaceae. The record is from RefSeq and is a predicted model, not a curated record.